AGCCCAACUCAGGGUUACCACACUGCUCACCUGUGAAGCAAUCUUCCCGCGAGAGCUGACUAUCCAGCCAGGGGCUGCCUAUAAAUGUUGGACACACAGGGUGCUGUCAAAUCCCGUUGUGUGGCUCCUUGGCAGACAAGAGUGCAGGAAGAUGGCGGACCAGCUGUCACAGAUGGAAUGCAGCAUUGAGACCAUCAUCAACAUCUUCCACCAGUACUCUGUGCGGCUGGAGCACCCGGACAAACUCAACCAGAAAGAAAUGAAACAGCUGGUGAAAAAAGAGCUGCCGAACUUCCUCAAGCCACAGAAGCAGAAGAAGAAUGACAAUGCCAUAAACAAGAUCAUGGAGGACCUGGACACAAAUGGAGACAAGGAGCUGGACUUCGAGGAGUUCUCCAUCCUGGUGGGCAGGCUGACGGUAGCCUCCCAUGAGGAAAUGCAUAAGAAUGCCCCUGAAGGAGAAGGCCACAGCCAUGGGCCAGGCUUUGGGGAAGGUGGCCAGAGCCACUGCCAUAGCCACGGUGGCCACGGCCAUAGCCAUGGUGGCCAUGGCCACAGCCACUAAUCAGGAGGCCAGGACACCCUUCCCCCACCCAACUAGGGUCACAGGGUGGCCAUGCCAAACUGCCUUAGCUGGGAGACUGGGAACAGGGAGCAAAAUAAAGUCUUCCUCCAAGCCA
Leopardus geoffroyi (Geoffroy's cat) is the source of this 680-nucleotide messenger RNA. It is a transcript of the gene S100A9, whose product is annotated as S100 calcium binding protein A9. The record is from RefSeq and is a predicted model, not a curated record. The transcript has 3 exons. NCBI's taxonomy places the organism in Eukaryota, Metazoa, Chordata, Mammalia, Carnivora, Felidae. Gene Ontology annotation, molecular function: calcium ion binding. Gene Ontology annotation, biological process: astrocyte development; antimicrobial humoral immune response mediated by antimicrobial peptide; response to lipopolysaccharide. Gene Ontology annotation, cellular component: cytoplasm; extracellular exosome; nucleus. The coding region runs from base 152 to 565 and encodes 137 amino acids.